AAAAAAGUAAAAGUGUCACUAUGGAUUUAUAUUUGUGUCGGAUGGAAAUACUACGUCGAGAGCUACGCCGGUGGACAAUUUAUUUCAAUUAUCAUGAAUAAGCGCAGUCGAGACGCUGUGUGUUAUCGUUUGCUCUAGACAAAUAUAUCAACUAUAUUAUUCGUCAAGCAAAAGGUUAAUAGCUCGUGCCGUGUAACGAAUAAUGGUUUGGGAAGAAACUAUAGUGACGUCUCGCGAUUCAGCCUUGGAUAUUAUGGUUACGAGAAAAAGUGUAUUUUGAAAAUAUACCAAGUGUUUUCUUGUAAAAAACGUCUGUAAGAUAUUCAUCGACUGUGUGGUGGUUCCGUUCGACGUUUUUGGUGUUGCAUAUCGGUGUUAUGUCGGGUGGCAGGAGUAUCGACAAGGAGCGAAAGUCUCCUCGGGAAAGCGGGGAGGAUUCGGAGGAUGAGAGCGAGAUUCUCGAGGAGAGCCCCUGCGGCCGGUGGUUGAAGCGGCGAGAGGAGGUGGAACAACGCGAUGUCCCCGGCAUCGAUUGCGCUAACCUCGCGAUGGACACGGAGGAGGGUGUCGAAGUUGUGUGGAAUGAGGUUCAGUUCUCCGAGCGCAAGAACUUCAAGGCGCAGGAGGACAAAAUACAGAUGGUGUUCGACAACCUUACCAGGCUAGAACAUCCCAAUAUCGUCAAGUUCCAUCGAUACUGGACGGACACACACAACGACAAACCUAGGGUAAUAUUUAUAACGGAGUACAUGUCCUGCGGCUCCUUGAAGCAGUUCUUGAAGCGCACCAAGCGGAACGUGAAGCGGCUGCCCCUGCAAGCCUGGAAGAGAUGGUGCACGCAGAUACUGUCUGCACUCAGUUAUCUACACGGCUGCGUGCCUCCCAUCGUUCACGGGAACCUCACGUGCGACACAAUUUUCAUCCAACACAAUGGACUGGUGAAGAUCGGCUCGGUCGCUCCCGACGCCAUCCAUCAUCACGUCAAGACCUGCCGCGAGAACAUGAGAAAUAUGCACUUUAUUGCACCGGAAUACGGAUCAUCACAAAUGGUGACGCCUGCGAUGGAUAUCUACUCAUUCGGAAUGUGCGCAUUGGAGACUGCGGCACUUGAGAUUCAGGGCAAUGGCGACUCUGGCAGCCACGUCACGGAGGAACACAUCGUACGGACGGUCGAGUCCUUGGAGGAGCCGCGCCAGAAGGACUUUAUAUACAGGUGUAUAAACAAGGACCCGGCCAAGCGGCCCACGGCGCGCGAGCUGCUCUUCCAUCCGCUACUCUUCGAGGUGCACUCGCUCAAACUAUUGGCUGCGCACACUCUCGUCAAUACCACGGCGAACAUAUCGGAGACGAUCACGGACGAGGUGGCGGGCGGCAGUAGUGGGGAGGCGCUGGCGUGGUGCGUGCGGGGGGGGGAGCGCGUCGAGCUCGCCGCGCGCGACCUGCAGCCACACGCUGAGAAACUUGAGAAGUUCGUCGAGGACGUCAAGUACGGCAUCUACCCUCUGACGGCGUACGGGCGGCGGCGCGCGGGUCGCGCGGCGUCCCCCGCCGAGCGUCUGGCGGAGCCGCCGGCGGCGUCGCCGGAGCCGCGCGACGUGGAGUCGCGGCGCGUCGUCAACAUGAUGUGCAGCCUCAAGCCGCACCCGGCGCCGCACUGCGACGCGCCGCCCGCCGACCUGCUGAUGACGAUCCUCCUGCGCAUGGACGACAAGAUGAACCGCCAGCUGACGUGCGCCGUGUCCCGCCGCGACACAGCCUCCGCGCUCGCGCACGAACUAGUGCAGCUCGGCUUCAUACACGAGGCGGACCGCGACAAGAUCUGCCGCCUGAUGGAGGAGUCGCUGCGAGGCAGCUUCGGUUCGUCUGCGCGCGCGCAGUUGGCCAGCUAGUGCGGCGGCCGACGCCGUACGUAUGUCCCAUACUUCCGGAGCACUUAGCUUUUAUCCAUAUUUAAACAAGGUUUUUAGUCAACUAGUUGCGGAACCGGACUUGAACUGAGCGUCGGCGUCGCGGGGCGUCAGGGCCAAGCCCGCGGCCGCAGUAGUCUCUAGAUUAGAGUUAACGCAUAUUUAUACGUAGUAAUGAUGGGUCUUAUGAUGAGAUUUUGUAUUGCCGUAUCAUGUAUUUUUACGUAAGUAUCAUAUGGUACCGAUUGAAUGUAUUCCGCGGAAUGUCAACGGCUCACACUUAAAGCUUGUUUAAGCGAGGAUCGUCAGUUCCGAUUGUUCAAUAUUAUUUUUAAUAUUUAGAUCCUAAGAUGUGCAAACGUAACGUAAUUCCUACAGUUUUUAAUGUCAGUAACAUAGACUACUUUUCUAUUGUAGCUUCCUAUAAUAGGUCGGGAAUCCUCGCAUAAACAAGUGUUCUUAAAUCUUCCACGUCGGUCACAAGUUUACGUAACGACAGUUCCAGAAACAAACGAAAUUGAAGCGGAGGUAUUUUGUAGUCUUAAUUGUAGCGCAGUUUUACGGUACUUUGUGUACAUAGUGCGGGGGACACUUGUCGAUAUAGUCCGAAGCACUCUGUGGAUAAUGUACCAGUUGAGGUACCCUUUACUAUUGCAUUUGACCUCCCAAAAACUUACUAGUCGAGUGUGAAUCUAAAUCCGAUCAGCCGAAUCGUUCAUAAUAAAUAAAUCGAUGCGCUUUCUUAAAGGAAAUGUAAAAAUUAUAAGUUGUAUGUAAAAAUUGUAAAAUUAUCGAAGGUUCGGAACGGUUCAUAAUUUAGUUGGAACAUCGAGUAUGCUUUAGUGAUGUAGAAUUUUGUAUGAAUGUGUAUAUGUUAUAAAUGAUAUUUAAAAGAAAAAUAUUUAAAUUAAACGUUUACUUUUAAUUAUAUGUAUAGUGAGGCUUCCUCUUAGAGCUUUAUGGAUGUGGUUAUAAAUAAUAAGUAUACGGAAAAUUGAACAUACUCACUAUGAAGAUAAGGAUGAAAUUUGUACUGUACUCGCGUCGAUUAUUAUUACUUUUUACUACCGAUAGGUGUCACUGGACUUCGUUUGUUGAACAGUCAAGUAAUUUGUUAAGGUUUUGUAUGACACGCUUAUAGUAGGAUUGUUUUGUUGAGGACGCCUGUACCCGAUGGCAGUCAGCGUGGUACAUUGUCUGUUUUAUAUUGAUGAUGUUACUUGUUGAGACCACAAACAGUUCUCCACAAGCCCACGGUACAGGCGUCACACACACUGUAUGCGUGGUUAAAGUCAAUUGUCCAAACUUGUGAUGUUUUAAUGUAAUUUGAUAAUUUCUUGGAUUUUGUAUUGAUGUUAAGGAAACUAAAACUACCAUUAGAUUUGUACGAAAUAAAUUUACACAAUUACAACAUUAAAUUAAAUUUAAAUUAUCCAUAUUGAUUGAUCUUCUUAGACGUCAAUACAAGAGCCAUUGUUGAAAUAUAAUAAUUUGCAUUUACACACAAACAUUUUGGUGAUGUUUCGGUUAUUAUACGUAAAGCUAUAGUGGUGCUAGUAUGUAUGUACAGCAUUGUGUAAAAUUCGCUAUAUUGUAUUGUCUCGACAAACAUAAUUACACAACUAUAUACCAAGUAUAAAUUACUUUUGUAACUUCAAAAAUUCCAAGUUAAUUUGAAUUUAUUGAACAUUGUUUUAUUAUUAUUAUUUUAAUGUGUUUGUGUUGCAAGUUGUGUAGAUAUGUUUGUGGUAUUAUCGUGUAUAUUGUCGCACGUAGUAUCGCGGCGGCACCGGUUCCUAGUUCGUUACGUUCCGACAGUUUGGUGCUGACACAUUAUUUAUUGAAACAAAAUUAAGCUUAUGGCCCUUUGAAUGAUAGUAACUUACGAUUUUUUUGUUUUCCUUUAGCUACCUUUUAUAAGCUAAUUCCAAAACCUAAUCAGCAUGUAUUGUAAGUAAAAAUAAUAAUAAUUCGUAGGUUACAGACAAAGGGUCGCCUAGUUUCACGUUUUUUUGUCGCUAGUGGUGCCAAAUAUACUAGGUGCCAACGAUUCGUUUUAAUUUCAAACGACAGUUUAUUAAACCUUAGUUACUAAACCUUCCAGUCCAAUACAUAAGUAUUCACAAAUAUCAGCUUGCCAUGGACAAUACAAACGCCUCCAUUCCCAAUCAAAUAUAUCGGUACGUGCAGCGAAUAGACUUAGUUGAUAUAAAUGUUCGCGUCGAUACAUCUUUGAUCCAAUUCCAUGUUUCUUGCUUUAUCAAUAUAACUAUCUACUAAACUAUGACAUUACCAGUCUACCUUUCACCAUCUUCCUUUUUUCCCAGCUCAGUAUUCUAGUACGAUGCGAACAUCCCCCGUCAGUUCCGUGCAGCGUACCGUCCGGUGUUCGGUGAAGGAGGUGCCUGUGUGCCACGUACUUGGUGUAGCUCACGACCAGUAUAGUACUCCGGCAGAGAAUAUUUUUGUAAAGUAUCACCUCGUGUGUAUAUAGAUCUGAGCAGUAGUAGAGUCCGGGAGUGGAGGGGACGGGAGGGUACGGGAGGGGACGCGAGGGAGUAGUUAGUGGCGACACGUAGAGUAGUGUAACCGAAAGACUGGCUAAUGUAACGUUAGGGUCGUUGGAGGGACGCGGCGCGCGCGGCCCCGGCGCUACCGUCCGUCUCAAUACUCGGCCUCUUACACCAAGCGUAUCUCUAAUUCUAAGAUUAUUAUUUAUUUAAGGUGCGGGAAUUUCGUAUUCGUUACCAAAAAUAUGUACGCUUACUUAAAUAUAUAUAUUAGGAAAUGUAAUUAAAUUAUAAAAUAUUAGGAAAUUAUUAAAUUGAACAAGUCGGUGAGUCGGAGGCCGCGCGCGAGCCACGUUGGGAGGCAGGUAUAAUAGCUAGUAAAAUGGCGUGUUCUUUGUAAAUAUUCGCUUUUAGUCUAAAACUAUAAUUAUAAAUGAUUAUUGUUGUAACUGUAAUUGAUUUACGUACGAUCUACUUAUCUACCCAUGCAUACAAACGCCGCUACAUUACUCAAUUGCUUCUAUUUAUCUAUCUCGCAUUUUUAUUUUGGGAUGUUUAUACCGGUUGGCUGCUUUGGUUGUACGGUUUUGUGUUCAUAGAACAAUUCUACAUUUUGUAACAAUAUAUUCUGUAUUCAGAUGGAAUUAAUAUUAUAAAGUGAUACGAUUUAAUGCAUGUAAAUGUCAUAAUUGAAAUUGUACCAAACAAGACCGGCCCGGCCAAGCAGCUGUACUAACAUUUACACGAAGCCCAUCACAACGUUACCUACUGCUUUUUCAAUAACUAACAAAACUCUCCUUACGUUAUUUAUGUUCCUAAAUGUACCAUUUCACUUUGAAGGCGCUGUUACCGCAAUUCAGCACAUAACCAAUGUAAUAUUUUCGAAAUAUCUUUAACUGGUGCUAAUUUAACUAAGGCUCCCGGAUUAACUCGAAACAAUUUGUCGAAGAGGCUGGAUCACUUAACUUUAGCGAUAUAAAUCUAAAGACGUAGUUGAUAAAGCCCUCGGACAUUAUAGAUGUACAAUGUUUGCAUUGUGACCGAUAGAUGGCGCCCGCGAGUCGAAUGGUACCUUAAUUUAUACUAUUUUAGUUUGACUCGGAUUAAUUUGUCAUUUGUUUUACGUUGUAUUUACGACAAGUGAACACAUUGUUUAGUUUGAUUAACAAUAUAUUGUUGUAUAUAAUUACCCGAAUAGUGUUCUGAUUUUUCUUUUGUUUAUCCAAAGAGAAAAAUGUGUUCAUCUAUGAAAAAUAUUUUAAUUUGCGUUUUAUGAGAUUGUAACAUAAUUAUUUAUUGGAUCCAGAAUUGCAUUUCCCACUCGAUUUUACGUUUUCGACUACAGUUAUCAUGUGCAAGUAACCGAACUAUGAUUUAGCUAUAGUACCUACAUAUUAUUAUUGUAAUGAUACCUACUAUGAUUAUGCUCAAAGUGACUUGUAAAGAAUCCAUAACAAAAUAUGAUCGAACGAUCGAGUGAUGUUUGCAUACUAUUCUACAAUAAAGAACGUCAAUAAAGUGUAUUUUAAAAAGGA
Molecule: messenger RNA, 5952 nt
Organism: Spodoptera exigua (beet armyworm)
Lineage: Eukaryota; Metazoa; Arthropoda; Insecta; Lepidoptera; Noctuidae
Source: the annotation of a GenBank genome assembly